AGUGCUACAGGUGACUGGACAUUCAUGUGUUUCCAUAUUCACACCAACAGCUCUCACUCUCUCUGACACACACACACACACGUGUGUGUGUGUCAGAGAGAGAGAUAAAACUGCUGUCUGCUGUGUUGGUGGUGAUCAUGUCACUGUACGUGUCAUCACUGAUAGACAGUGACCGUUUGUUUUUCAGUUUGAUAAAGUUUAAUUCAGGAGCUUUGUUCUGUUCCACAAACAGAAACUUUCUGCUCUGACCGUGAAGUUAGCUUCAGCCUGGUUCCUCCACAGAAAAUAAACAGUGAGCAGCUAAAGUUUCUGAUUCAGGUUUAGUUGAUCAGAUCAUCUUCACAGAUGAACACCACUGUUCUGAUGUUUGAAGCCUAAAUCCAACGUCCAGAAGUAAGAAGCUAAUGUUAGGCUAUAAACCAACUACACCACGGUCACAUGACGUCAAUGUCUCCACCACUAGGCUUCCAACUGGUCAUUUCAUUUAGCUCUGAGCUCUUCUACAAAAGCCUUUCUUCUUAGAAAGUUAGUGAGAGUUUGAAAGAGCGUGAGUAGAAACACAACGAGGCUGUAAAGGUGGACUGGUGAGUAGAUAGGUUUUCAUGUUAACGUCCCCGACAACCUCUGUAGUCUCAUUUAGACACUCGUUAGCAACCGCCUUUUUUAAGACACGUAAAAGCUUCAAACAUCAGGAGUGGGGGAUUUACUGACCCAUUUUAUGUCGGAGAAUAAAACCUGAAAAUGUCUUGAGCUUGUGUUAAAACCACAGACCUUAUUUCAGACAUUUAACCAGAAACACACUGACAACAGGAAGAGCUAACAUGCUAACAUGCUUACUUACUUCCUGGUUUUAGGAUCAGUCCUGCAGCUCUGUGUUCAGAUCAACUCUGAUGUCACCUCCAGACCAGUCAGAGGUCAGAGGUCAGACAGUUUAAAAUCUGCAGUAAACUCUUUCUAUAAAUCCUAAAUGUAAUAAAGUGUAUGAUGUAAGUGAUGAGUCACAGAGUGAUGUCAUGUCAUUACCUCCCACAGACUGGACCAGGUGGGCUGUGGUGUUUGUUAGUUACUGUUAAAGUCUGCUCUCCUCCUAUUGGCCCAGAGGUCUGUGACAUCAGAACAUGUUGCCAUGGUUACUGAAGUCACUGAGUCUGAGGUCAGAAAUAUCUCCUCUCUUCUUCUCCUCCACCUCGAUGGAAAACAUCAUGAGGUGAAGAACUGAUGACGACUGCACUGACAUCAGCUGUUUUUUUAAACCAACUUUAUUUAUAAUGUUGAAGACGAACAGAGACAAACUGCUGUCGGCUGCAGUUCAAUAAAGCUUCCUGUCCAACACUGAUUUAUAAGGAGAGAAAGUUGAACCAUUAAAAUAAAGAUAAAAAGGAACUGUGUGUCGGGUCCAGAUUAAAUUCAGACAGAAACAUAGAGUUUCCUGUUCUGACCUUUGACCUUUUUAUACAUUUGUUAAGAAGAGAAAAUGAUUUUUUAGAGAGGGAAUGAUUUCAUCAGUUUAUUUUGAAAUUGGCUUGCACCAGGCCCAGAGUAUCCUAUUUCGUUUCACCUCAUAUUCACAUGUGUUGGAAUGACAAUAAAGCUCCUUGAAUCCUUGAAUAAACACUGCUGCUGCUGCAAGGAAUUGUGGGACAUCAUUCUCUCUUUGCUUUGGUAAAGGAAGCUCCAGUGUCUCUGCUGAAGGAGAUAAGAGAGGAAGCAGUGAAGGAGACUCAGAUUCAGCUGCAAGUUAUUCAGUGUUUAGCCUCAGCUGAGCUCUGUGAUUGGCUGUCUGUCAGCCUCACCCUGGGAGUCAUAGUUGACUCCUUCAGCUUUGACUUUUCCUCAGAGAAUCUGAUGUUUACUAACAGACUCUGUCUCUGUUUCUGUUCUGAUAACGAACAACAAGGACAAACUGAUUCUGUAUCAGCUGAACGCUCUGUCCUGAUGUCUUGAUGUCCUGACGUCCUGACGUCCUGAUGUCUUGACGUCCUGACGUCCUGAUGUCUUGAUGUCCUGACGUCCUGAUGUCUUGAUGUCCUGCUGAUAGACGACACGCUGCAGGUCACACACACACAAACAGAAUUAGCAGAACUAGAAGACUGAACAGGAUGUCUGUUCACAGUCAGCUGACUGCACGUGCAGCCACUUACUCAUGACCUGGUGACCUCUGACCCCCUCCCACCCUGCCUCACCCCCUCCUGCCCCUCAGACUCUCAGAGACUCUGCAGCAGCUCAGAACAGACCUCUAAAAUCCAGAGAUUUUUGAUCCUGAGCACUGAGGAAGAAGGUGUCUGAUGAUGAAGUGAGGGGGGAGGAGCCUGGUUCUGUAUUGCCAUUGGCUGGAUAGGAUAGUGUGGGUGGGAGCUGAGCUCUGAUUGGCUGUUUGUUGUAUAAAAGGAGAAAAAGUUCAGAGUCAGAAAGUUUUUCUUCUUCAGAUGAACUUCACUUCAGUCUCUCUCUCUGAUUUUCCUGCUCCUCCUCAUCAUGGCCGACUGGACCGAUUGUCUGAACUUUGGCAUCUCUGUCGCCAAACAGGCCAGUGAGAUCGUCCUGUCGGCGUUUCAGCAGCAGAAGGAAGUGAAGCUGAAGAGUUCUCCGGCUGAUCUGGUGACGGAGACUGAUCAGAGAGUUGAGAAGAUCCUGAUCUCUGCCAUCAGGACCAAAUACCCACUGCACAGGUUCAUUGGGGAGGAGUCAGUAGCUACAGGUGAGUGUCUGGAGUGGACUGACUCUCCCACCUGGAUCAUUGACCCCAUUGAUGGGACCGUUAACUUUGUCCACAGGUUUCCAUUUGUGGCCAUCUCCAUCGCCUUCACUGUCAACAAACAGACGGAGUUUGGGAUUGUGUACAGCUGUGUAGAGGACAAACUUUUCUAUGCUCAGAGAGGAAGAGGAGCGUUUCUGAACGGAGAACGGCUGCAUGCCUCAAGACAGGAAGACAUCAGCAGGUGUGUGGUGGUGACGGAGAUCGGGGCAGAGCGUGAUGACCUCGCUCUGUCCACCAUGACCUCCAACAUCUUCAGACUCCUGAAACUACCUGUUCAUGGUGUUCGUGCAUUGGGCACGGCAGCGGUCGACAUGUGUCAGGUGGCGACAGGUGGAGCAGAUGCCUACUAUCACAUCGGGAUGCACUGCUGGGACAUCGCUGCGUCCGCCAUCAUCGUCCAGGAGGCCGGAGGCGUCGUCAUGGAUACGGACGGCUCAGAAUUCGACAUGAUGUCCAGGAGAGUCAUCGCUGCCAGCUCCGCAGAAGUGGCUCGUCGCAUCGCGCAGGUGAUCCAGGCGUUCCCCUGUCGCCGUGAUGAUGAGGAUCCCCACAGGUGUGUCUGUGGAGGUGUCAAUGGCGUGUAGGUCAGCUGACAGAAGGUGUGACAGAGGUGUUUCUGCAGAAGAUUCUCAUGUGUUUGAUGAAGUGUGAGCAGAUUUAAAAACUAAUAAAACCUGAGAUCAGUUGGACCUUGAACUCA
This is a messenger RNA of Lates calcarifer (barramundi perch), 3458 nucleotides long. Its product is annotated as inositol monophosphatase 1. Gene Ontology annotation, molecular function: inositol monophosphate 1-phosphatase activity. Gene Ontology annotation, biological process: signal transduction; inositol metabolic process; phosphatidylinositol phosphate biosynthetic process. Bases 2476 to 3342 code for a protein of 288 amino acids. NCBI's taxonomy places the organism in Eukaryota, Metazoa, Chordata, Actinopteri, Centropomidae. The transcript is spliced from 9 exons. The record is from RefSeq and is a predicted model, not a curated record.